Molecule: messenger RNA, 222 nt
Organism: Lottia gigantea (owl limpet)
Lineage: Eukaryota; Metazoa; Mollusca; Gastropoda; Lottiidae
Exons: 1
Source: RefSeq, a predicted model, not a curated record
GGAACUUCCAUAACAGAAUGUCAGAUAUCUGUUACUGAUUGUCCAAGCUUUGUAACUGAUUGUCAAAGCAUUGUAACUGAUUGUCAAAGCUUUGUAACUGAUUGUCAAAGCAUUGUAACUGAUUGUCAAAGCAUUGUAACUGAUUGUCAAAGCGUUGUUACUGAUUGUCAAAGCGUUGUAACUGAUUGUCAAAGCGUUGUAACUGAUUGUCAAAUGUGGUAA